This is a messenger RNA of Bolinopsis microptera, 2180 nucleotides long. RefSeq names its product innexin inx2-like. The coding region runs from base 403 to 1668 and encodes 421 amino acids. Gene Ontology annotation, molecular function: gap junction channel activity. Lineage: Eukaryota; Metazoa; Ctenophora; Tentaculata; Lobata; Bolinopsidae. Gene Ontology annotation, cellular component: plasma membrane; gap junction. The record is from RefSeq and is a predicted model, not a curated record. The transcript has 8 exons.
UGUUUUGUUGUGUGAUAGAGAUAGUGUUUUUGUUGUGUGAUAGAGAUAGUGUAUGCCUGUAAUUUAUCUCAAAGAAGACCUCGUACUUUCCAGUCUUUACUCCGCAGCUGUCCCGUUCUCAACAUUUGCUUUAAGUUUGAUGGUUCUAUACCGAGUAACUUUAACAGUUUAGCAAUUGCAGAUAAUUUCAUGUCCAACGGAGUGUGUCACCACUAACCAUCAGACGUCGUUUAUUUGUUACCUACUACAAAGAAGUAUCUCCAGCUAAAGACUAGUACUACUCUUACUGAUCCGAUAAGAAUCUGUCCUUGUGUUCAUUCUGCCAAAAGAGAAGGUAGCAUUACAAGUUGUAACAGAAUCCCGCCACUACCAGCCUUCUUCCAUCUCACUCGCUAAUCAGAAAUGGUAUUAGAAGUUCUAGCUCUCUUUCCCCGGCUCGCCCCCUUCAAAGUCAUCACCCUUGACGAUGUGUGGGACCAGUGGAACAGGAGCUUCAUGUUCAUCAUGACCGUCCUGUUUGGGAGUAUAGUCACUAUACGGUCAUAUACUGGGAGUGUUAUAGAGUGCGACGGCUUUUUAAAGGUUCCGGUUGAGUUUGCGAAGGAUUAUUGUUGGACGCAAGGGAUCUACACUCUAAGAGAAGGCUACGACUACCACAGCUCCAUUUUGCCUUACCCGGGAGUAUUUCCUGAAGAUGUACCAGGCUGCUUGGAUAAAAUUCUCGACAACGGAGGCAGGAUUGUUUGCCCUUUGGAAAAGAAAUACGCCAAAUUUCAGAGAGUUUACCAUUCUUGGUACCAGUUUACUGCAUUCUACUUCUGGACCGCUUCCUGCGCUUUCUUCCUACCCUACAUGAUGUUCAAAUUCUUCGGUAUGGGUGACCUGAAGCCGGUGAUAUCAAUGUUACACAAUCCAGUGGAGACAGCAGAAGAACUAGACAUGCUCACUAAAAAGGCUGCCAGGUGGCUAUACGUUCGGGUUCACGCCUACAUCCACACCGACCAGUACUACGGAAAGAGAGUAGAGAAGCACCUCCUCUUCUUCUCCAUCAUGCUCACUAAAUCCUGCUAUCUCCUCUUUUCUGUUAUCCUCUUCUGGCUGACCGAGAAGAUGUUCCACAUUGGCAGCUUCAUGAGUUACGGGCUUGACUGGGCUGCUGAAGAAUCAGAGCCUGGCGAGGAUUACAAAAGUCUGAUACAAGACAAGCUCUUCCCAAAGAUGGCUUCCUGUGAGAUAAAACGCUGGGGAGCUACAGGAAUUGAAGAAGAGCAAGGAAUGUGCGUUUUAGCGGCCAACGUUAUUAACCAAUAUCUCUUCCUAAUCUACUGGGGAGGGAUGGUUAUCACUGUUAUCGUUAACGUUCUCUCUGUCCUGAUAGCCCUCAGCAACCUCUGCUUCAUCGAGGGAGCUUACAGGAACCUACUCGCUACAGCCUUCCUCCGGGAUGAACCCGCUUACUCGGAGAUCUGGAGGAAAUCAGGAACCUCGGGCCGUGUGAUCCUGCAACUGAUCGCAAAGAAUGUGAACCCCAAGAUAUUUGAGCACGUGUUGAAUGAGCUGGUUAACUUGUUGAGAAUGGCUGACAGGUCAGGGUUUGAUUCUAGAGCCGAGGAGGAGGAUGAGUUUGUACAUCCUGACAAUGAAAUGGAGUUUGAAGACACUUUGUAGUCUCGCUAGUUCAACUAGGUUAUGUUAGUUCAAUCAUAUAGGCUCCUUAAGUUCAAAUAAGACAGCGUCUUGGUGACGGUGAAACCUUCAAAAUCAAAGUUGGUAGCGAUGAAUUACAGAGGCACUAGAAAAGGUGUACUUUUACACAGACGUCACACAGGAAUGAUGCCGAUUAAAUAUAGGAUCACUAACUUUUUCCAGUCGAAGAAGUUUCUGUUGUUUUUAAUUUAACAGCUAACAGUAACGUUAUCUUGCCACAUCGGGCAUGGAAAUUAUUUUAUGUCGUUUAAUAUUAAUACCUUCGAAGAAUUACAUCAAUUUAUAAGAUUUAUUUUCGUUUAAGGAAAAGCUACGCCAACGGUCCACUGUAGCCAAUUUAAGACUUCUGUAACUACUAAAUAUGUUGUAUGUAUAUAUAUAUUUUAUAAAUUGAAUUAUUUGCAAUUAUUCUCAUAGUUUUUAUUGGUUCAUGCAUAGAUUAUCGUUAAUACUAUCAAGAUCAGAUAAUACAG